Penicillium hordei is the source of this 3777-nucleotide messenger RNA. Its product is annotated as DEAD/DEAH box helicase. Lineage: Eukaryota; Fungi; Ascomycota; Eurotiomycetes; Eurotiales; Aspergillaceae. The transcript is spliced from 13 exons. The record is from RefSeq and is a predicted model, not a curated record. Gene Ontology annotation, molecular function: ATP binding; ATP-dependent chromatin remodeler activity. The coding region runs from base 1 to 3777 and encodes 1258 amino acids.
AUGAUCAACAUGCAGUCCUUCGAAAGAGAGAAGGAAACCCGCAAGAACAGGGUCUCUGAGAUGCCUCAUUCCCAGUUCAACCUGAAUGAUCGCCACCUCACUUUCAGCCCCAACGAGGGGACCCAAUACAUGUCUCAAAACACAAUCUACCCAGCGGCGCAGAGUUCAGGCAAUGGCCAAUAUACCUUCGGUGGAUUAAACCGGCCGCGGAUCAAGAAAGAGUUUCCCGAUGAGAAUGACCAGCGAAGCAAAACCUGGGACAGGUACAAUCCAUUGACCAUCAAACAAGAACCAAACAUCAAACAGGAACCAGGAAUCAAAAUGGAACCACAGGAGGUCAACAAUACCCAGCAAGUUGAAGGCCGUCUCGUCAUUGACCUCACAGAAGAUGACGACAAUUCAUCAAUUCAAAAACGUCCGAUGCCGCGUGCUGAAAUAUGGACUGCCAUCCAAAAGCGCCAGAAGACGGCUAUGACGCCGAUUGAAAUCAUUGACCACCCGGUCGAAAGCUUGUUCGUACAGGAUGAUGAUUCCCGACGAUCUAUCUCUCCCAACACCAGUAAUCCGUUUCUUGAGCUAGGUGAAGAUCAUGUUUCUGAAUUCAAUGAACACCAGAAACAAUUUCAAAGCCUGCAAUCCCCUUCCAUCGAACAGCAGAUUGAGUUCGAAAAGCGAAGAGAAAAAGAGCUCCAACGAAGGAGAAAGGUUAAGAAUGACAAGCUUUGCAAUUUGACUGCACAGGCAGAAUUGGAAGAGGGGUCCGAGGGUGAUAUUUCUUCUCGUCCUGCCGUGGAAGAACAGCCUCAACCCAAAGACGCUCAGCCCAAAAAGCAAACUCAGUCAGAGCUGAAAAUUCCUGCUAGAGUAAAGCGAGCGGUUACACGAGUCUCAAAAGCGGGGACUCAAAAGGCCAAAGAAAUUGGCCUUGCCCAGUUGCUUUUAAAGGAAGGGCAUCGAAAGCGUGCUAAGGCUAACGAACCUGAACCUGAACCUGAACCUGAACCUGAACCUGAAACGGAGCAAGCACCUGAAGCAAAAGGAAACCGGAAAAAAUCCCGACGUCCACACAUGUUAUUGUCAAAUGAAGAAAUCCGAAGCAUUUUCCAAAGCGAUGGUGGUCCCAAAAAAGGAAAGGACCCGUUACCCCGCGGGUUUGUCUCCACGGAGAAAAACAAGCAGAAGGCCUUCAGAGAGAUGAUCGCUAGUAUCCCAGUUGCAGAACAGGCUGAAGCACGUGAAGACCUAUCCAUCCUGGAUGAAGCGGCGCAGACUUUUAAUCCAUCAGCACGGCCAGACGGUCAAGGGAAAUGGAAGGUUAGAGGGCUGCUAACAUGCCUCAUGGUGAACCAAGUAUUGGCUGGCUCUUGGAUGAUCAAACGCGAGACUUCUUCGAGCAAGCCGAACGGUGGUUUACUCUGUGAUGUGAUGGGCUUUGGCAAGACCCUGUCGGCACUGGCGUGCAUUGUGAAUCAAAAAGUGCCAACUGAGCCAGAAGGUCCGACACUGAUUGUCGCCCCGAGAAAUUUGAUAGAGACCUGGAUGUUGCAGAUUAGGCAACAUUGUGACCGUGUGGCAGCCGGGACCGUCAUUGCACAUUGUUCUGGUGCACGCGUGAAGACCAAUAACCUCGUCCACUAUCUGAAACAAUGCAGCAUUGUGUUGACAACGUACUCAGAUAUAUCUUCUUCCUAUCCUGGUCUAAAGCUGCCCCCUGAACUGAAGAAUGAAGCCGCCACCGAAAAGUGGUGGAAUCGGGAAUAUGAUGAGAAAGCCGGCGUCUUUCAUCAAAUCCACUGGCACAGGAUCAUUGUCGAUGAAGCACACAUCAUCAGGAACAGGAUGACCAGAACAUCGAUUGCAGUUCGUUCUUUAAGUGGGAAUUUCAAAUGGGCUUUAACCGGUACACCUCUGCACAACUCCGUUGAUGAACUUUAUGCUUUAUUUACAUUCAUCGAUGUCCCCAACAGCUACCCCUACGAUGUGUUCACGCAUAACUUUUGCAAUGGGACGCACCAUGCUAAAAAUCGGUUGAUCAAUACGCUUCGCGCCAUCAUCCAUCGCAAGACACACGACAGCCGUCAUAUGGGAAGGCCCUUCAUCGAGCUCAAAAGAUUCGAUCUGAAGGAGGUCAAGAUUGAGUUCUACCCUGCCGAGAAACAGAUCUACAACGCAAUCGCGGAGAAGUUUCUCGAGAAAGUCAAUGCUACUCAAAUGAAAAAGCAGAGAAAAUGUGUUUUGACGAUGAUCCUAAAGCUACAGAUGUUCGCUAGUCAUCCACUUACCGCAGAAGAUUACCUCAAACGAGUGUGUAAUUUCAACAGCACACUGGUUACACAGCUAAAAGGUUGGGUUAAGGAUGAAACAAGCCCAGGAAAUCCGUCUCCAUCAAGCAAAAUUGCGAAGUGUUGUCUUGCAGGGAAAUACCAAACCGGAAUGCCUACAGCUCCUUUGAGGUCUCGAACAGAAAGUGAAAAUCUUCGACUACGGCCGCCCGGAAAUUGCGCAAAGCUUGUUUCAAAGUUCGAGGAUAAAAUCAGAGAGCUUGUUAGGCACGAAGCAUACUAUGAGAGUGAUCAUCGCACAUGGUUUUGUCCUGGCUGUGACGGGCUCCCAACAAGGGCUAUUAUCACGGACUGUCAACACCUUUACUGCGAAGAUUGCUUCGACGCACUCCCCGAUGAAGGAGGAAAUACUGAUGGUGUCGCUCGAUCGUGCUGUGAGUGCAGAAUCCCUAUUAAAAAGGCUGCAUUCUACGGAAUCUACGAUGACUUCCACACACCUCCACUGGAGGCUGCCGAGUCUUCUUCUCUUGGAUCAGCGGGCCAGCAAAAGCGACCAGCCACGCCAGGGACAAGAACAGCAAGUGAAGGUCAAUCCAAGAGACGCCAGGCUAGUAAAAGCCGUGGUUCCACUUUCUCAGAAUGGUUAUUGGCCGAUGGAAACCUAAUCACAUUUGACGACGAAAGCAACGACAGCGAAGAUGAGCACCAAGAUGGAGCGGAAGACAAAAACCCCGACGAGGAUGAUGUUCCCUGUGAAGAAGAGUUUGACCAAGAACAAGACUGGAUAGCAGAAUUCGGGAGAUCCAUGCCAGGCGCCAAAUUUGCUGUAAUCAUGUCUCAAGCCAAAAAGUGGUUCGAAGAAGACAGCACCGCAAAGAUCGUGAUCUUUACGCAGUAUGUCAACAGCACCAGGCUUUUGAAGUACUUGUGUGAGGACAACAACUGGAAAUGCUCCCAAAUUACGGGUCGAAUGGCCAACAGAUCACGAGAAAUUCAUCUAGACAAUUUCCGGGAUGACGAUGAAACCAAGAUUAUGAUUGCGUCGAUUAAGACAGGUGGUCUAGGUCUUGAUUUCUCUGUGGCGAACAAGUGCAUCCUGGUUGACCUAUGGUGGAAUGAGCCUGUCCAAGACCAAGCGUUCUUUCGUCUUUGGCGGAUUGGUCAACAGCGAGAUGUCGAAUGCAUCAUUUUAAUGGUCAAGUCGUCCAUUGACGAUUGGAUGGACAGGACCCAGAAGCGCAAAGCCAAGGAGAUCAGCGAAGUCAUGAGUCAAAAUGUGCUCAUGGACCGAAGCACCCUCAGAGAACUGCUGGAGAUGUUCGGUGAAGUCAUUGAUGACCCAAAGAAGGGAUUCAGGGUCUUAACGCACAAAGAUGCGGCCCAAAGUGCGUCAAAUCCAGCGCGCACUCGCGCACCCAAACCUACGCCCAAAGUUGCUGCCAGAGCCAUUGCCACAGAAAGGGCCAUUUGCUCUGCGCCUAAUAAAUGGAGUUAG